GAAUUUACAGAAACAACUGACGUGUGAUGUUGAUGUUUGGACACCAGGAAACACUGCAAAUCCAAAUGGUCAAAUGUUUCCUUUUCCAGGCAUGACUUCGACAGUGGGCGGGGCUUCUAAACAGGGUGGCCAAUCGAGGGAGAGAGUUGAAAAGUAGGAAAACGGAGAGGAAGAUUAGAGAAGGUCCAGUUGUUUGGAAAUAAAGAAACAUAUUUUUGUAAUUUAGAGUAAAGUCUUCUGCUACAGUCGGACAACUGUUAGUUAUAACUGUUAAUCUUUGGUUCUUCUUUUUGGUGUUUUCUGUAAAAAUGUAAUGUUUUCAAACCAAUAUGGAACUUUUGCUGUUUUUUUUAAACUCCACUCGUCUGGUUGCCUUUCUUUAAGUUGACAUACGUAGAAAGUUUGAAUUCAAAUCUCUUUUUAAUGUCUUUGUUUGGUUGUUUUCCAACACGUGCUUUACUUUGUUGUCUAAACCCAGGGGAUGAUGGGAUGUCACCACCGCUGACUUACCUCCUGUGUAAAGAGAACAGUGAGAGGAAGUUUGUUCUUCAGUUUGUUCUUCUUCAGCAGCAGCAGCAGCAGCAGAUCAGGGACAUGAAGCUGCCGGUCGUUUGUUUUCUCGUCGUCCGACUCGGCUGUUUCUGUCACGCUUCCUCAAAUUCAGCCACACCACCAGAACCAGCUGAUGUCAGAGAGGAACUGGUAGCGGAGAGAAACAACACGACGGCCGAGGGAACGCUGGAGAAAGUCGACAGUGACCCUCACGUCCAGCUGAGGGGCAGAUGUUCCUGGACUCUGUCUCUGCCUGUGAACGGCAGCGUUGAUGUGGUUCCGCUCUCUCCAGACUCUGCAGACGCUCUGGCUGAACAGAUCUGUCGGGGUCUCACCUGCGGCGGCGUUUAUCACGUAAAUAAAACCAGCGCCCUCGCCAACGCCACCUGCUUCCGCGACUGUUUGUACAAAGACCACCGACUGCUCAACUGUUCUCUGAGUGUGAGGAGCGACUGCGUCGUGGUCACCGCCGCAGUUUGUGGUCACCACGCUGUUCGCCUGGUAGGAGGCGUAGACCGCUGUGCCGGACGGGUGGAGGUGUGGAGUGAGAGCAGCUGGGGAACGGUGUGUGACGACCAAUGGGACCUGAGAGACGCACACGUGGUCUGUGCCCAGCUGGGCUGCGGCUAUGCCCUGAACGUGACGGGUCAGGGCGGUUCUUUCCCAGCAGGCAGAGGACGCGUCCUCCUGGACGAGCUGAACUGCACGGGCAACGAACAGAACCUGUGGGAGUGUCCCGCUGUGGGGAAGGAGGACACGGACUGUGGACACAAGGAGGACGCUGGGGUCAUAUGUUCAGAGAUGAGAGACAUCAGACUGAGUGGAGGUCUGGACCGCUGCGCCGGUAAACUGGAGGUCCACCGUAACGGCAGCUGGGGCACGGUGUGCGAUAACUGCUGGAACGUACGCAUGGCCUCCAUGGUGUGCUCCAUGCUGCAGUGCGGCACCGAGCCGCAGAACUUCACCCGGUUUUAUCCGCCUCUCAGACACAACAACGGGCCGCUGUAUUACUACAUGUGCAAUACCGCCGAGCAGAGUCUGUGGAAGUGCAAGGAGUUCGUCAACAGGAGUCACUUGUGUGUGGGUUUCAAAGCGUCGGGUGUCAUCUGCAAAGGUUCUCUUGGGUUCCUCACGGCCUCCACAGCCGAUCCGAAUAAAAUGACCAGCCUGACAACAGCUCCACCCACAGCUGCUGUAGGCGGAGCCAUCAUACCGCCCGAGCUUCUGUUCUCCAUGUCCGUGUCUCUUCUGCUGCUUCUGCUGCUGAUCAUUAGCACCGUUCUCUGCUGCCACUACAGGAAGCGACACGCGUUCUUACUGCAGCAGAGAAACACAAACUCCAGACUGUCUUCUGGAUUUCAUCAGACCAAGCACGAGGACACCGUGGACCUGGUCAAAGUCACCAACAGCCAGGAGCAAACAAGCGUCGACCCCAAAGCCCGGUUUCACUGGACCCCACACAGUAGCAUUGACAGCACCUCAGUAGAUACAGACAAUGAGCAGUAUGAGCCGCGUUACACUUUAUCAACCUUUCACAAUUCCCAGCGCUAUAAAAUCAACGCAGGCGCUCCGACGAAGCCUCUGAACAACAUCUUUGAGGAAGUACCUGAAUCCAUACCCAACGGUAUUUCCCAGUAUGCUCUGCAGAGCACCAGAGCAUCGAAGAUCUCAGAGGACUCAUUCGACUCCAGCAGCACCUCCUCUGGAGAGUCUUAUCAAAACGUAGACAGCAGAGGCUACGUGUUGGUCACUCCUGACCCAGAAGAAAGUCUGCCCCCUGCUGGUAACAUCUCUUCUCACCCUUUGAGGUUACAGUUCAGUUGUCAAGAAACAUCAAGUGAUGAAGAUGACGGUCCUGACUACUCACCAGUCAGUCCUGAAUGACAACGAUGAUGAUGAUGAUGACAGUGAAGGACACUUAAGGUCACAGUGACCUUCAAACUGAGCCAAUCAACAUGAGGACAACCUACGCAGCCAGCGUCUCUACCACUGGGGGUCACACUCAGCCCAAUGGUGCGAUCUGGACUGAACCACAUUUAGUUGUUUCUGAUGUUUACUUUUUUAUAACAGAGUUUGAUGUAAUUAUUUUCUGUACAUUUUAUUUUUAUUAUAAUCAUAGCUCUCUCUUACCUUAACCUUUUGGUCUCAAAAGAUUGUUAGAGGAUUUUCAAAGAUCAAUAUAUUUUCAGAAUAAAACAGUUUUUAGGGUUUGGGGAACCCUGCUCUACUCUACAUGCUAUCAUUGAAUCUUGUCUGCCAGCUUUAUUUUCUGUAUGAACUCUUUGUCCAAAAUAUGCACUGUUCAAACUGUCUUAAAACUGACUCAGUAUACUUUUUUUUUAAAAAAAAAGUGAAUGGGAGAGUGAAUGGUAAAAAAAGUCACAUCUUUCAAAACAUUUUUAACAAAAAACCUGUACUGUGUGCUGAUGUCUGAGGUUUUUCCACUGGAUAGCGCCAAAACGCCUCGGUAACCAAAGGUCUGACUAAAGCAGUGAGGAUAAAACUGUGUGAAAUCAUCAAAUAAUUCCCAUUUAAAAAAAAAAAUAAAAAAACUUUUCCAGACACUAA
Molecule: messenger RNA, 3120 nt
Organism: Cynoglossus semilaevis (tongue sole)
Lineage: Eukaryota; Metazoa; Chordata; Actinopteri; Pleuronectiformes; Cynoglossidae
Product: deleted in malignant brain tumors 1 protein
Exons: 13
Coding region: 424-2436 (670 amino acids)
Biological process (GO): zymogen activation
Cellular component (GO): plasma membrane
Molecular function (GO): serine-type endopeptidase activity
Source: RefSeq, a predicted model, not a curated record